CCGACUCAGGUUAUGACUGUGAGACUGACGCCCGGUCUUCUCUUCAACUCUUGUUGAAGAAAGACCGGGCGUCAUGACGUAAGGUAUUAGCUGUUUUGACGACACCUCCUCGUCACCGUCUUCUCUCGCCACCCACACCAGUGGCGGGCCUCCAGCAAGUCACACACGGUAUGUCGGGCCUGGCGUUCAGCUGAAGGUCUGGCCUGGGCCACAGAGCCCCAUCAAACCAAUCCUCAAAAGCGGGACGCACCCGUUGCUGUGCACCCGUAUCCGAGGUUUCCCUGGUGCAUUUUUCGUGGCAGAGAAAGCGUGCCUGUUCUCAUUGACGGAAACACCCCCUCGUUCCGUCGCUGAUCCCACAUAGCCAACGAGCUCGUCACUUGCUUUUCCUCCCAGGCAUGAGGAGGGCCGUUGGCCGCGCAGUCUUGAGCUAUGCUCUCGGCCCGGUUGACGCCAAAGCGUUGAAGUGGAGUAACAACGGCCCGAGAUGGGUUCCUCCCCAGGAGACGCUUCUUGGCUACAUGCCCUCUCUCGGCAUGGAACCGCCAGUGCCAACAGCAACACCUCCUCUAGGAGCCUCAAAGCCAAGGGGAAUCCUAGAGGCCCGUGGCUCGGACGAUAACACGUGCGGUUAUGUGAGUGGGAGUCGAUCCUUGUCAGUGUAUUGCGAUGCGACCGCCCGUUGUGUGUAUAACUCGAUCAAUUCUUAUAUUGGCUGCUGCGCCGAUGCUACUACCGCUUCGGCCUGCCCGAUCUGGACAACGUGCUACGACUCCACGGACCGCGAUAGUUUCACGACAAAGAACGGCUACACCCAGUGGUGCGGCGACUCGCGCUACCCUUACUGUGCCACCUACCUCUACCAAGACCAAGCCUUGCGCGGCUUCACCCUGCUCGGCUGCGCCGUGGCCGCCGGCACGGAAGAAAUUUGGUUCACCCCGGUCGAGAGCAGCACGCCGACAAGCCCUUCUACCACUACCCCUACUGACCCCAACCCUCGUCCUCCCCCCACCACCUCCACCCCGCCUCCGCCCACCCCCACCCCCGUCGGCCCCAUCGUAGGCGGCGUGGUCGGAGGUUUCUGCGCAAUCGCCCUCAUUGUCCUCGGCAUCUGGGCGCUAAUGCGCCACAACAAGAAGCAGGAGAACGCCGCCGCUACCGUCGCUACUGGCGCCGGCACUACCCGACAACCACAACAAUCCCCUAGUUCAAACCCCUACCAAGACCCGCAUAUGUCCCAACUUCCAGCGCAGGGUUACAUAGGUAUCGACCAGCCGACUAUGGUGAGGAGCCCGCCGCCGCCGCCGCCAGAAUUUUUUUUUGUGCAGGGCACGUCAUCGCCUCCACAGCAGCAGCAGCAGCAGCAAGGGGGAUAUCCGGAGCAGCAGCAGUUUGGGAAUGUCUCGCCUGAGACGCAGGUUGGUGCGGCGGGGUAUCAGCAGCAGAAGUAUUCGCCGCCGCUGCAGCCGGGUCAGCAGGGGGGGUUUGGGGGUGCACAGGGCGAUAGGGGAUAUAUAGCUGAGUUGCCAGCGGAGAGAGGAAUGGAGAGUUGAGCGAGUUUUAAGGUGUAGGAGUGAAGCCCUACCAAAGUGAUGCGGAGGGAUGACGGGUUUUCAUAGUUGAGUCUAUAUCUACGGAUCGAGGGCUUCUCAUAAUGGGUAUGAUGAGAAAAUGAGGGGUAGAAAUAAUCUGUAUGUGUAUAAAUUCUAGAAUGUAGUGGGCACUACAUGUAACGGUCUCAGGUAGUAUAUUGCAA
Parathielavia appendiculata is the source of this 1756-nucleotide messenger RNA. RefSeq lists its product as uncharacterized. NCBI's taxonomy places the organism in Eukaryota, Fungi, Ascomycota, Sordariomycetes, Sordariales, Chaetomiaceae. Bases 399 to 1553 code for a protein of 384 amino acids. The transcript is spliced from 3 exons. The record is from RefSeq and is a predicted model, not a curated record.